AUGUGUUUUUCAAAGACGAAGAAGUCUUCUCACGCUAAGGAUCAAUCUUCCUCACAGAAGAAGAACCCUAUACCACCAGCUAGGCCUGUUUCUCGCCCAGCUAUAGCAACUACUGGAUCCGUACGAUCAACUGGAAAAACCAGAAAGGUGCCGGCUGCUCCCACUGCUCCCACUGCUCCCACAGCACAACCAGCUGUAAAAGUAGCCUCUCCAACAAUAUCCCUCAAGAGUUUAGCAGCAGCGAUUGUUCCCGUUACCGGUGGUCCGACCGAAACAGGGGCAACAUCAAUCAAUCCAUCGUUAUCUAGUGUUACCACCCCAGCGCCUUGCCCCGCCGUUCCUGGCUCGGUUUUGCCGUCGCAACCUCCAGAGCCAUCGAGGGCCGUUCAAAGUACAUAUAGAUCUCUUUGGGAAGAGGCGCGCAAAAGCAAAAAGUUGACUCGGGAAGAACUGGACAGCAUUAAUACUGAUCAAGAUAUCAGGCAGGUGCUUGAAGAGCUCGUGAAGGAGAUAGAGCGCAAGAAAAACGAAUGCGAGGAUAAACAGUGGACUUAUACAACUCGAGGGGGCGAUAAGAGACUUGUGAGAGACUCAGUGAGCGCCUGUCUCACAAAUUUAACGAAACUAGUGCCUGUAGGGGAUGCGACAGUCGCCGCACUUCCUUCAAUUGCGUCUGCUCCAUGGGGCGUCUUAAAAUUCCUCUUGAAGGCCGUUACAGCAGGCGUGGAUAACACGAGAAUUAUCCAUGAAAGUAUCGAAAAUCUUUCGAGAAUCCUGAGUAACUGCAAUAUCUACGAGAGCCUUUAUAUUGAAGGAUCAAGCCUUAAAGGCCAAUACGCACAAGGGAUUGGAGAAGCAGUUUGGAAAGAACUGGAUAAGCUCUUGAAGGAUGUUUCAGAUGGAGAGAAGGAAGUGAGAGACGCAGCCGAUCUAGCUGCGAAGGAGGGUCAGAGUCGGGUGCUGGAGGGAUUAGCUAAAACCCUAGAAAGUGUGGUAUAUCCUAUCAGUAGGAUAGAAUCUAAGCUUGACAAGUUGUUCAUAAUGAUGCAGGACGAUGAGCGCUCCAAGGUAUUAGGAUGGAUAUCGAAUAUGUCCUUCAAAGAGCAUCAUAUACUUGUCAACUCAUUGCGCCAUCCGGAUACUGGCAAAUGGCUGCUUGAGAAAGAAUCUUUUCUUCAGUGGAAAAAGCCAGACUCGAAGUCGCUUUUUUGGUUACAUGGACCCCCCGGUUCCGGCAAAACAUUGCUUUCAUCCAAUGUCAUUGACCUAGUGAGACCCAAAUACAACGAACAUUGCAUAGCAUACUUCUACUGCAACUAUAAAGAAUCCGGGCGUCGAGAGCCAGAAUCGAUUUUAAGAUCGAUUGUUAAACAGAUCUGUCUUCAAAGCCCUACAGCUAGCCUCCCAGAGCCAUUACUGUCCAUAUAUAGGCAACGAGUUACAGACGAUGACCUUGGUCGAAAUCUUGACAUUGUGGAAAUCAAAGAUCUUCUUGUUAAGCUCUGUGGAGGAUUUCUCCAGACCGCUAUCGUUAUCGACGCUCUCGACGAAUGUUAUGAAGAAACGCGAUGGAAGAUCCUGGAUAUCCUAAAGCAUGUGCUGGAUUCGACGCUUAACAUCAAAAUAUUUGUUACCAGCCGAAACGACGCAGACUUGAGAAGGGCCUUGGAAGGAUCGCCAGAUGUUUUCAUUCAAGAGAGGGAUAACACUGAAGACAUCAAUCUCUAUAUUGAUUCAGAAAUUGAGGUUUAUAUGACGAAAAGACGGUUUCUGUGCGGUCAUAUUAGCGAUGAGUUAAAAAAGAGGAUAACUGAAAAGCUGCGUGAGAAGGCACAUGGGAUGUUUCUGUGGGUGAAAUAUCAGCUUGAUCGGAUAUGUCUGGAGGCAACGUUUGGUGGCAUCUUAACGGUUCUGGAUGAGUUGCCAGAAACUUUAAACGAAACAUACUCGGAGAUUAUGAAGAGAAUAAACAACAAGAAAGGGAGUAAACGCACGAGGGAUAUGGCAAAUAAAGUAUUGGCAUGGAUGCUCUAUGCCUUGCGACCGCUCUCCACCGCGGAGCUUAUCGAAGCUAUUUCCGAGCCUUAUUCAUUGAGUAAAAACGAUUUGACAGAAUCUACAAUUCUCGAUAUCUGUUGUAAUCUUGUUGUAUUUGACGAGGGAUUUGAGGUUCUCCGGUUCGCACAUUUCUCGGUCCAGGAGUUCCUACUAUCCGAGAUUGGAUCAAAGAAGAGCCACACAAUGAUGGCAGACGUCUGUCUCACCUCGCUCAUGCACGAGACAGAGCCGGGCACCCCAGGCCCGGCUUUGCAAGGAUACUCGACCUCCAACUGGGCGGCGCAUGUUCGGUCAUCGGAUAGCGAACGUGAUGUUCUCAAGGAUUUCUGGACGAAGUUUCUGCAACCAUGUCGAGCAUACAAUGAGUGGGUUGGAAGAAUCAGCAAAGAGGAGAGGCGGUUAGCGCCUGUUGAGGGUAAACAACUGACACCCUUGAUGGUUGCAUGUUACUACCAGCUGAGUGGCAUCGUCGAAUCACUCCUGGACGAAGGAGUCAAUUUCGAAGGAACAUCUUUUAACUGGUUCGGAGACACUAUACUCCAUCUGUGCGUAAUAAACGAUAACCUGAGUUGCCUGCAAUUGCUACUCGAGAGAGGAGCGGAUAUAAAUGUACCGGAUUUGGGUGGUAGCACGCCGCUCGCAGUUGCUGCGAGAAACGGGCAUGAAAAAGCGGUGCGGGCUUUGCUCGAGAAGGGGGCGGCUGUGGAUUGCCUGGACGGCAACGGCCUCACGCCACUGUCAUACGCUGCGAAUUGGGGGCAUGAGAAGGUGGUGCGGGCGUUGCUCGAGAAGGGGGCGGCUGUGGAUUUCCUGGACGGCGCUGGCCGUACGCCACUGUCAUACGCUGCGGAGAGGGGUCAUGAGAAGGUGGUGCGGGCGUUGCUCGAGAAGGGGGCGGCUGUGGAUUGCCUGGACGGCAACGGCCUCACACCACUGUCAUACGCUGCGGUUUGGGGAAAUGAGAAGGUGGUGCGGGCGUUGCUCGAGAAGGGGGCGGCUGUGGAUUGCCUGGACGGCGCUGGCCGUACGCCACUGUCAUACGCUGCGGAGAGGGGUCAUGAGAACAUGGUGCGGACUUUGCUCGAGAAGGGGGCAGCUGUGGAUUGCCUGGACGGCGCUGGCCGUACGCCACUGUCAUACGCUGCGGCUCGGAGAGAAGAGAAGAUAGUGCGGGCGUUGCUCGAGAAGGGGGCGGCUGUGGAUUGCCUGGACGGCGACGGCCGUACGCCGCUGUCAUACGCUGCGCAGAGGGGUCAUGAGAAGGUGGUGCAGGCGUUGCUCGAGAAGGGGGCGGCUGUGGAUUGCCUGGACGGCGACAGCCUCACGCCACUAUCAUACGCUGCGGUUUGGGGAAAUGAGAAGGUGGUGCGGGCGUUGCUCGAGAAGGGGGCGGCUGUGGAUUGCCUGGACGGCGACGGCCGUACGCCGCUGUCAUACGCUGUGCAGUGGGGUCAUGAGAAGGUGGUGCAGGCGUUGCUCGAGAAGGGGGCCGCUGUGGAUUUCCUGGACGGCGACGGCCGUACGCCACUGUCAUACGCUGCAGCUCGGGGAGAAGAGAAGAUAGUGCGGGCGUUGCUCGAGAAGGGGGCGGCUGUGGAUUGCCUGGACGGCGACGGCCGUACGCCGCUGUCAUGCGCUGCGGAGACGGGUCAUGAGAAGGUGGUGCGGGCGUUACUCGAGAAGGGGGCGGCUGUGGAUUGCCUGGACGGCAACGGCCGUACGCCGCUGUCAUACGCUGCGCAGAGGGGUAAUGAGAAGGUGGUGCAGGCGUUGCUCGAGAAGGGGGCGGCUGUGGAUUGCCUGGACGGCAACGGCCUCACGCCACUGUCAUACACUGCGGUUUGGGGAAAUGAGAAGGUGGUGCGGGCGUUGCUCGAGAAGGGGGCGGCUGUGGAUUGCCUGGACGGCGACGGCGGUACGCCGCUGUCAUAUGCUGUGCAGUGGGGUCAUGAGAAGGUGGUGAAGGCGUUGCUCGAGAAGGGGGCGGCUGUGGAUUGCCUGGACGGCAACGGCCUCACGCCACUGUCAUACGCUGCGGUUUGGGGAAAUGAGAAGGUGGUGCGGGCGUUGCUCGAGAAGGGGGCGGCUGUGCAUUGCCUGGACGGCAACGGCCUCACGCCACUGUCAUACGCUGCGAAUUGGGGGCAUGAGAAGGUGGUGCGGGCGUUGCUCGAGAAGGGGGCGGCUGUGGAUUGCCUGGAUGGCGACGGCCGUACGCCGCUGUCAUACGCUGCGGAGACGGGUCAUGAGAAGGUGGUGCGGGCGUUACUCGAGAAGGGGGCGGCUGUGGAUUGCCUGGACGGCGACGGCCGUACGCCGCUGUCAUACGCUGCGCAGAGGGAUCAUGAGAAGGUGGUGCAGGCGUUGCUCGAGAAGGGGGCAGAUAUGCAUAUUCCGGAUGGCAUAUAUGGUCGAACACCACUGUCCAGUGCCGCGGCGCACGGGUUCGGGGAACUGGUACGGGUGCUCCUCCAAAAGGGGGCACAUGUCGAAAGCCGGGAUAAGAAUGGUCAUACGCCGUUAGCAAGGGCCGCGGGCGAGGGACACGAGACAGUGGUGAAGGUCUUGCUCGAGCACGGUGCGGAUGUGGAUAGUCGGGACGAGGAAGGUAGAACACCGCUGUCGUUGGCUGCGGCCGAGGGACAUGAGGAGGUGGUACGGGUGUUGCUCAAGAAGGGGGCACAUGUGGAAAGCCGGGAUAAGGAUGGUCGUACGCCGUUGUCAAGGGCCGCGGACGCGGGGCACGUGGCGGUGGUGAGGGUCUUGCUCGAGAACGGUGCGGAUGUGGAUAGUCGGGACGAGGAAGGUAGAACAUCCCUGUCGUGGGCUGCGGCCGCGGGACAUGAGAAGGUGGUGCAGAUGCUGAAGGAGCGAGGAGCUAUGUAA
Messenger RNA from Morchella sextelata, 4944 nucleotides. RefSeq lists its product as uncharacterized. Lineage: Eukaryota; Fungi; Ascomycota; Pezizomycetes; Pezizales; Morchellaceae. The transcript is spliced from 9 exons. Gene Ontology annotation, molecular function: protein binding. Bases 1 to 4944 code for a protein of 1647 amino acids. The record is from RefSeq and is a predicted model, not a curated record. Gene Ontology annotation, cellular component: cytoplasm; nucleus.